This is a messenger RNA of Cygnus atratus (black swan), 969 nucleotides long. RefSeq names its product coiled-coil domain containing 167 (gene CCDC167). The transcript has 4 exons. The record is from RefSeq and is a predicted model, not a curated record. The coding region runs from base 65 to 355 and encodes 96 amino acids. NCBI's taxonomy places the organism in Eukaryota, Metazoa, Chordata, Aves, Anseriformes, Anatidae.
GCCCGGGGGGGCGAGCGGGGAGCGGGCGCUCUGCGCAUGCGCGGCGCCGGGCGGGCUCGGGACCAUGGGCAGGAGGCGAGAGGGGCUGAGCGUGGCCCGGGAGAUUGAUGGACUGGAGGAGAAGCUGGCGCUUUGCAGACAGAGCAUGGAGGAGGUGGAUCUCAAACUGCGCAGGGAGAAGCUCAGCCCUGAAGGAAGAAAGUCACUGGAGAGAGAGAGAAACCUACUAAUGACCAAAGCUGACAACUAUGAGAAGGAACUGAGCGUGCUUCGGAAGGAAAAUCGCAAGAAUGCUGCCCUUGCUGUGGCCAUGGCGUUGCUGCUCGCUCUCAUCUAUGCCUGCUGGACUAUGUGAUUGCACUCGAGAAUUCUCCCUGCUGACCAGAUGGCUCUCCUGUAAGGAACUCUUCCUCCUCUCACCGCUGCACCUCCCGAAGGGUGAGGAUCAGCAUUUCAGGGUGCUGUUCUCAUCUGUCCUCUCCAAACCUCAUUGUAGGGAAGCUUUUUCUCUGAGAACUGAGAGGUUCAGCAGGCAAAGCAGACACCACAGCACACUCACGCUGGGAAAGCGGGUCGAGCAUAACUCCAGGUGGGGCCGUCUUACCCAACAUCCAGUCAAGACCUGAUGCAGGAAGGCAGUACGCUCUUUUUGAAGAGGACCUUGCUGGUUGCAGACAGAACUGAGCCAAACAAAGAUGUUUCCUCUUCCACACUAAUUUCCAGGACCAGGAGAACCCUACCUCCAUAAAAACAGAUGGGAAGUAGGUAUCUCUUCUGCAAGCACAUAGCAGCCAACUUGAGAUCUUGCUGCUUGGGCUUUGAAAAGAUCUACCUACCUCUCCUGUGCAUCAGAGCUUGGUAACCGUUUUGUGCCUCUAAGAAUCAACACCUGCAGAAGAGAUUUUACUACCAACUCCCAGGCAUGGAAGUGCCUGUGGAGGGCUUUAAAUAAAGUAAGUUAACAGUGUA